GAGGAGCAGCCAGCAGUGAGGAAUCCUAGAAGCCCCUCCAGAGGAGGCCCCUCCACCCCCGCCACGGAGCCCCCAGGCAAGCAGCCCCUGCGGGAGCUUCCCCCAGAAGAUCCCCCUGAGGACUCGGGUGCCGAGGCAGCUCCCAGCAGGCAUGUCCUCUACGUGGGCCACCUGAACCAUCAGCUCUCCGUGCCGGUCCUCACCUGCCUGCUGAGAGACGCCCUGGAGCGGCUCGAGCUGCCUGUGGCGCGAGAGCACAUCGAGGUCGUGCGGCAGCCACGCCAGGCCUACGCGCUGGUGCAGGUGGCCACCCCCAAGGACACCCUGGCCUCCCUGGCCCGGCGCCUGCACACGGCCUGGGGGCAGCACCAGAUCAUCAAGGAACUGGUGGCCCGCGGGAAGGAGCUGGUGCUGGGUGAUGACCGGGAGCCUUCAAACCGCCGAGAGCAGGAGGAGGACUGUGGCCCCAGCCCCGGCCCGGUUCUGGGCUCCAGCCCUCAGCGAGCCAGGCCGGCCCAAGCCCUUCCUACCCGGGCACUGGGCCCGCAACGAGUCUCCCCCAGCAGGCCCAGCGGCACGCGCUCAGACAGCGCCAUCACGCACCAAGGCAUCCUGGGCCAGGAGCGCCUGUUCCAGGGCGCCUUCCUGGGCAACGAGACGCGCAACCUGGAGUUCAAGCGCGGCGGCGGCGAGUACCUGAGCCAGGCCUUCAAGCACCAUCUGCGGCGCUACGUGUGCGCCUUCCUCAACAGUGAGGGCGGCAGCCUGCUGGUGGGCGUGGAGGACAGCGGCCUGGUGCAGGGCAUCCGCUGCAGCCACCGCGACGAGGACCGCGUGCGCCUGCUGGUGGACUCCGUCCUGCAGGGCUUCAAGCCCCAGGUCUUCCCUGACGCCUACAAGCUCACCUUCAUCCCUGUGGUCAGCGCCUCCACCACGGGCACCCCCCUCAAGGUGAUCCGCCUGAGCGUGCAGGCCCCCAAGGCCCAGGCCGAGCCGCAGCUCUACGAGACCGACCAGGGGGACGUGUUCCUGCGGCGGGACGGGAGCAUCCAGGGCCCGCUGUCCGUCCGCGCCAUCCAGGAGUGGUGCAGGCAGAAGUGGAUGGCCGAGCUGAGCAAGCUGGAGGACAGGCUGCAGGUGCUGACGGCCGAGAAGGAACAGCUCCAGCAGCAACUGCGGCAGCAGCAGCACAGGCCUGUCUCCUGCACCUGCUGUGUCUUGUGAGGGCCCAGCACCCCACCUGGAACAUGCAGGGCUUUCCUGCUUGACCCCAGGUCCCCCCAGUAAAACCAGUCUGGGCUGCUCAGAGGUGGACGGGAACACUGCACUUUCUGGCUCCUACGACACCGUGCACACAGGCUGGUCCCCACAUGUCAGUCCUGAGCAGACCCUGGGCUGUGUAGCUAAGAAACUGCUCUUAGAAUGUGCCCUCCCCCCAAAUCCCACCCCAAGGGGCCUUACUUUCAGAAAGAACUGGGCCAGCGCACUCCCUGGGCUGGGCUGGCAGGGACUGUCCUUCUCCCUGAAAGGCUCAGGUAGCCCUGGCUGGGAUCUCUGAACUCCCAAUGGCUAGGCAGGGCCAGAAAAGGAUUUGUCUUGGGAAAGCCCCCCUGCAGAUGGUGGCACAUGGCUAACUGCAGUUACAGAGCCGAGAGACCACCCUGCAGCCCCUCCCCUGGUUGCUGGAAUUUGGGACUAAAAGCUCUUUAAUUACAUGCACCCAGGCCAGAAUGAUUCUUUCUAGAACAUUUGGCUGGUUGGAUGCAACUUGGUCAUGAGUCCCAUGCCCAGCCCACCUCUGUCCAAGAGACUGAGCCAGCCCUGGGCUCCUCCCCACACAGAGCUGUGAGGAAAGGAGUCUGGAUGGUUGGGGUCCAGUCCAUCUCAGCUUGAAG
Molecule: messenger RNA, 1895 nt
Organism: Odocoileus virginianus texanus
Lineage: Eukaryota; Metazoa; Chordata; Mammalia; Artiodactyla; Cervidae
Source: RefSeq, a predicted model, not a curated record